Morus notabilis is the source of this 1931-nucleotide messenger RNA. Its product is annotated as probable serine/threonine-protein kinase At1g01540. NCBI's taxonomy places the organism in Eukaryota, Viridiplantae, Streptophyta, Magnoliopsida, Rosales, Moraceae. The record is from RefSeq and is a predicted model, not a curated record. The transcript has 7 exons. Gene Ontology annotation, biological process: protein phosphorylation. Gene Ontology annotation, molecular function: protein kinase activity; ATP binding. Bases 243 to 1640 code for a protein of 465 amino acids.
GAGCUCUCACACUGCCAAAGCAGAGAGUAAAUCCAACAACAGAGUUGUCCCAACUCGAUCGUCCGUACCAACACCGAUCGACCAGCAUUUUUCCAUCAAAAAAAGUAAUUUCAGUUUGAUAAGAACAAGAUCGCUCUAAAUGCACGUACAUCGAGCUCGAUCCUCUCUCUAAAUUCAAUCAUCACCCUAACUUUUUUGGUUCUCUCUCUCUUCUGACACCAAAAACAGAGAGAGAGAGAGAUAUGAACGACCAAUUAUCCAAACCAACAGCGAUCUUCGGCCUCCGCUUGUGGGUCGUCCUCGGGGUCUGCGUCGGAGCCUCCUUCGUCCUCCUCCUCUUCCUCAUAUCUCUCUGGUUCGCCUCUAAAAGAUCCAAGAACAACAACAAUGACAAGUCUUCGCAAAUACCCACAAUUCCAAUUGUAUCGAAAGAUAUUUUAGAGGUUGGUUUCGAUCAUAGCCACAGGCCAAAGCGGACCCAGAUUGAUCACGACCCGUUUCCCUAUCCCGACACGGCUCCGGGAACGGACCGGCAAGCAUUGCUCCCGCCUCCGGAGGAAGAGAGCCCGUUGGGUUAUCGGAGAAUCCAAAUCGAAAUCGGCAAGGAUCAUCGGAUUUCUUACCCGGCAAGGUUUGGUAGAUCUUGUUAUAAUAAUGAAAAUGGUGGUGGUGGUUAUCAGGUGACUGUGGCCGUCCCUGAGGUUUCCCACUUGGGUUGGGGGCAUUGGUACACUCUGAGAGAGCUCGAGGCGUCGACGGACGGCUUCUCGCCGUUGAAUGCCGUCGGAGAAGGCGGCGACGGGAUUGUCUACCAUGGUGUUUUGGAAAACGGCACUCACGUUGCUAUCAAGAACUUGCUCAAUAAUAGGGGACAAGCUGAGAAGGAGUUCAAGGUUGAGGUUGAAGCAAUUGGACGAGUUAGGCACAAGAAUUUAGUGAGAUUGCUUGGUUAUUGUGCUGAAGGAGCUCAUAGGAUGCUUGUCUAUGAGUAUGUAAACAACGGGAGUCUAGAGCAAUGGCUACAUGGUGAUGUAGGACAUUGUAGUCCUCUUACUUGGGAGAUUCGGAUGAAUAUCAUCUUGGGAAUAGCGAAAGGGUUGACUUACCUUCAUGAAGGACUAGAGCCUAAAGUCAUCCACCGUGAUCUCAAGUCAAGCAGCAUUAUACUCGACAAGCAAUGGAAUCCCAAGGUUUCAGAUUUUGGCCUCGCCAAACUCAUUGGCUCAGAUAGGAGCUACACCACAACUCGUGUCAUGGGAACAUUUGGCUACGUGGCUCCUGAAUAUGCAAGUACAGGCAUGUUGAAUGAAAGAAGUGAUGUGUACAGCUUUGGAGUUCUUAUGAUGGAAAUAAUUUCUGGCAGAAAACCGGUUGAUUGUAACCAACCUUCAGAAGAGGUGAAAUUAGUGGAGUGGCUUAAGAAGAUGGUUAGUAACAGGGAUUCGGAGGGAGUACUGGAUCCGAAGCUACCUCAGAAGCCGGUUUCUAAGACGUUGAAGCGGGCUCUUCUUGUUGCCUUACGUUGCGUCGAUCAUAAUGCACACGAGCGGCCUAAGAUGGGACACGUUGUACAUAUGCUUGAAGCUGAUGAACCCCCCUUGAAAAAUGGUCGGAUGGCUCGAAGGGACACAGGGCAAUGAGCCGGUGAGAGAUGAUGUCGGAAAUUACUGGAGCGGGAAGGUGGAGUGCCAUUGCGAUAAACAGGGCCAAAUCAAGAGGAAAAACAGAUGUCUUUUGAAGGGUAUUGCUGAUCUUGAACUCUGUUUAAAAGUUGGCCAUCCGUGUAAAUGCUGAUUAAUUCGUUCAUUCAUAUGGCACUCGAUUUGGCGUCUUGAUUAUGGAUUUAUAGCUAGCUAAUACAAGAAAAAUAUGCUUCAGUGUUGAUAAACACUAGAGGUAGAAGAUAAAGCAUUUAUCAAGAGUUGUAUAUU